CUCUCCUCAUUCAGCCUUCCCAGUGCUUUGGGGCUCCCUUCUUCCUUAGACAGAUGUCUCACCAGAAAAAGCAGCCCACCCCCAUACCCCCAGUGAUCUGCGGGAAGACCUCCGGCGGCGGCGGCGGCGGCGGCGGCGGCUCUGGCGGCGGCGGAGGAGGCUACAGUUCCGUCUGCGGCGGCUACUCUGGCGGUGGCGGCUUCGGUAGCUGCGGCGGCGGCUCGGGCGGAGGCGGCUCGGGCGGAGGCGUCAAGUAUUCGGGGGGCGGCGGCGGCGGCGGCUCCCACUGCGGAGGCUACUCCGGCGGCGGAGGCGGCAGUUCCGGCUGCGGAGGCUACUCUGGCGGCGGCAGCGGCUUCGGUAGCUGCGGCGGCGGCUCGGGCGGAGGCGGCUCGGGCGGAGGCGUCAAGUAUUCGGGGGGCGGCAGCGGCGGCGGCUCCCACUGCGGAGGCUACUCCGGCGGCGGAGGCGGCAGUUCCGGCUGCGGAGGCUACUCUGGCGGCGGCGGCGGCGGCUCCAGCUGCGGCGGGUCUUCCUCUGGGGGCGGCGGCUCUGGAGGCUGCGGAGGAGGUUCUGGUGGGAAGUACUCCGGCGGGGGCGGCGGCUCCGGGGGCGGCUGCUACUCCAGCGGCGGCGGCGGCGGCUCCUCUGGGCAGCAGGUCCAGUGCCAGAGCUAUGGAGGCAUAUCCAGCGGCGGCUCGUCCGGGGGCGGCUCCGGCUGCGGCGGGGGCUACUCCGGGGGCGGCUCCUCCGGGCAGCAGGUCCAGUGCCAGAGCUAUGGAGGCAUAUCUAGCGGCGGCUCCUCCGGGGGCGGCUCCGGCUGCGGCGGGGGCUACUCCGGGGGCGGCUCCGGCUGCGGCGGCGGCUCCUCCGGGGGCGGCUCCUCCGGGGGCGGCUCCGGCUACUUCUCCUCCUCGCAGCAGUCCCAGUCCUCGUGCUUGCCCCAGCAGAGCUACGGAGAGGGGUCGUCUGGCGGUGGCUGCGGCGGCGGCUCCUCCGGGGGCGGCGGCUCCUCCGGGGGCGGCGGCGGCUGCUUCUCCAGCGGUGGGGGCGGCGGCUGCGGCGGCGGCUCCUCCGGGGGCGGGGGCGGCGGCGGCUCCAGCUGCGGAGGGGGCUCCUCCGGGGGUGGCUCUGGGAGCGGCAAGGGCGUCCCGAUCUGCCACCAGACCCAGCAGAAGCAAGCGCCUACCUGGCCAUGCAAAUAAGGCCUCCUGGACGCCACGGAGGGGAAGGAGCUGGAGGUGUAAUGCUCCGUGGGCGCCGAUUGGCUUAGCGCUCUCAUGAUAUUGCCCUGAGGUUUCUCAAUCCUUCACGUCUUAAUCCGCCCAGAAGCCACUGACUUCCCAAACUGCUUGUUGUUCUGCAGUUUUCCCUCCUUGGUUUCCGUACAACUACCUCCCAAUCCCAGUACCUCCUCAGCCAAUAAAUUUGCAAUUCAUGAGAA
This is a messenger RNA of Camelus dromedarius (Arabian camel), 1444 nucleotides long. It is a transcript of the gene LORICRIN, whose product is annotated as loricrin cornified envelope precursor protein. The coding region runs from base 54 to 1205 and encodes 383 amino acids. The record is from RefSeq and is a predicted model, not a curated record. NCBI's taxonomy places the organism in Eukaryota, Metazoa, Chordata, Mammalia, Artiodactyla, Camelidae. Gene Ontology annotation, cellular component: cornified envelope. The transcript is spliced from 2 exons. Gene Ontology annotation, molecular function: structural constituent of skin epidermis.